This is a messenger RNA of Trametes versicolor FP-101664 SS1, 576 nucleotides long. RefSeq lists its product as uncharacterized. The record is from RefSeq and is a predicted model, not a curated record. Lineage: Eukaryota; Fungi; Basidiomycota; Agaricomycetes; Polyporales; Polyporaceae. The transcript is spliced from 2 exons. Bases 1 to 576 code for a protein of 191 amino acids. Gene Ontology annotation, biological process: mycotoxin biosynthetic process.
AUGUUGUCUUCUCACCGACUUGAGUCCAUUGCUCUCGUGCUUGUGCUGACGUUGCUCGGUAUAAACUUCGCCUACAAGCUGGUCAGCCUAACGCGGCUCUACUCCCUGCAAACUCCGGAGCCCAUAAACGGAGGCGUGUGGGACGUCGAGCGCAAGCCCGUCGCGUUCCAGUUCGACAGCGGCCUGCACUACGGCUUCAACGCCUCCGCCGCCUGGUCCGCGCUCGUCCCCGGGGACGGGCUCGUCCACCUCGGCGCGUCCCGCGAGCCGUUCCUGCCGUCCAUGUUCCACCAGCUGCGCUGCCUCGACAUCAUGCGCGAGCAGCUCACGAAGCCCCGCGCGCAGCGCACGGAGCAGCCCGCGCGGCACUGCAUGAACUACAUCCGGCAGAUGAUCCUGUGCCGCGGGGACACGCACCUCGACCCGUACCAGUACCCGUCGAACAUCAGGCCCGUGGACGCGAACCCGAUCCGCCGCUGCUUGGACUGGCGCGCGGUGUAUGCAGCGGUGGAGGAGAACCAGCGGGAGUAUGCGGAGUGGGCGGCGGCGGGCGGGAGGCGGGCACGGGAACUGUGA